This is a messenger RNA of Entrophospora sp. SA101, 159 nucleotides long. The record is from the annotation of a GenBank genome assembly. Lineage: Eukaryota; Fungi; Glomeromycota; Glomeromycetes; Entrophosporales; Entrophosporaceae.
AUGCUGGAAGAACAUGUCUUAGAAAAUCUAGGAUCCCUCCACGUAGAAAUAAUUCAUCGUCCUGAGAAUGUUUUAUGGUUAUGUAGAACUGAAGAAAUGACUCAUGGUUUCACCAAACUUACAGUGAUUGAACUGUUCAAUUGUUUAUUGGAAAUAUGA